CCGCCCUCCCCCUCCUCCCGCCUGUCGUCUGGUAGCCGCCGGCACCAGAGCUGCCGCUGCGGGGCGUGGUGUCGGUGGGUCGGUUGGUUUGUCGCUUGACUGCCCGUCAUGGCUGAGUUAGAUCCGUUUGGCGCCCCCGCCGGCGGCCCCGCUCUGGGGAACGGGGUGGCUGGUGCCGGCGAAGAAGACCCGGCCGCGGCCUUCUUGGCGCAGCAGGAGAGCGAAAUUGCGGGCAUCGAGAACGACGAGGCCUUCGCCAUCCUGGACGGCGGCGCCCCUGGGCCCCAGCCGCACGGAGAGCCGCCGGGGGGUCCGGAUGCUGUUGAUGGUGUGAUGAAUGGCGAAUACUACCAGGAGAGUAAUGGUCCAACAGACAGUUAUGCAGCUAUUUCACAAGUGGAUCGAUUGCAGUCAGAGCCUGAAAGUAUCCGUAAAUGGAGAGAAGAGCAGAUGGAGCGCUUGGAAGCCCUUGAUGCCAAUUCUCGGAAGCAAGAAGCAGAGUGGAAGGAAAAAGCAAUAAGGGAGCUGGAAGAGUGGUAUGCAAGGCAGGACGAGCAGUUACAGAAAACAAAAGCAAACAACAGGGUGGCAGACGAAGCUUUCUACAAACAACCCUUCGCUGACGUGAUUGGUUAUGUCACAAACAUAAACCAUCCUUGCUACAGCCUAGAACAGGCAGCAGAAGAAGCCUUUGUAAACGACAUUGAUGAGUCGUCCCCAGGCACUGAGUGGGAACGGGUGGCCCGGCUGUGUGACUUUAACCCCAAGUCCAGCAAGCAGGCCAAAGACAUCUCCCGCAUGCGCUCUGUGCUCAUCUCUCUCAAGCAGGCCCCCCUGGUGCACUGAAGAGUGUCCCUAUGGAAACACGACACCUGCAAUAUUUCAGUCCUACUCAGUGAAGCUCUUCACAGUAAUUGGAUUAAUUACGUUGAGUUCUAUUGGACCAAAUCUUUUGUCUUAAGAGUUGAUCACUGUUUGUGAUUGCAUGUUUCCUUCAACUGUGUUCUCCCUGGCACUCAGAGAGGAGGAAGGGAGGGGAGCCUCCCAACAGUAGCCUCAACCUGUGCAUUGUUCUGAGAAUAAAUUUCUGUUUCAAACAAUAA
Manis pentadactyla (Chinese pangolin) is the source of this 1103-nucleotide messenger RNA. It is a transcript of the gene CLTA, whose product is annotated as clathrin light chain A. Gene Ontology annotation, cellular component: plasma membrane; postsynaptic endocytic zone cytoplasmic component; synaptic vesicle membrane. Gene Ontology annotation, molecular function: structural molecule activity; clathrin heavy chain binding. Lineage: Eukaryota; Metazoa; Chordata; Mammalia; Pholidota; Manidae. The transcript is spliced from 7 exons. The record is from RefSeq and is a predicted model, not a curated record. Gene Ontology annotation, biological process: intracellular protein transport; clathrin-dependent endocytosis; clathrin coat assembly. The coding region runs from base 109 to 846 and encodes 245 amino acids.